AUGGCUCGCCCACGGUCAAAAUUCGGCCAGUGCGGUGGCCAAGGCUGGAGCGGCUCCACAUCCUGCGUAUCAGGUUACACCUGCACCGUCCUCAACGACUGGUACCACCAAUGUCUCCCAGGAUCCAACAAUCCCGCACCACCAGUGACGACCCAGCCCCCUCCCGUCGUCACCCCUCCUCCCCCCGCCGCCACGACCACCCCCAAUAACCCCGCCCCCACGCAAGGCGGUACCGAACUCCCCUUCGGCACCCUCGUCACCGGAUGCAGCGUCCCAAACACCAUCGCCAUCACCUUUGAUGACGGUCCCUACACCUGGACCUCUGGCUUGAUCGACUCGCUCGAUCGCGCUGGCGUCAAGGCCACCUUCUUCGUCGUUGGAAGGAUGUACGGCUGCAUCUACGACUACGCCGAUGUUCUCAAGAAGGCUUACAACUCGGGUCACCAAAUCGCCUCGCACACCUGGUCGCACGCCAACCUCUCGGGCCAGUCCGAGUCCAACGUCCGCAACGAAAUGACUCGCCUCGAGACUGCUCUCCAGAAGAUCCUCGGUAUUCGUCCCAAGUGGUUCCGCCCACCUUAUGGCGCUCAGAACCAGAACUUGCUCAACAUCAUGAGGAGCUUGAGGUACAAGACCGUCACCUGGAACUUGGACACCGAAGAUUGGAACAACGUCUCCGUCCAAACCUCCCAAGCCAAAUUCAACGCGCUCAACAACAACCGCGAUCCCAAGAUCAUCCCCCUCGCUCACGACGCUCUCCAAUCCACCGCCCAACAGCUCGGUCCCUGGAUUGCCAACUGGGCCAACCAGCGUGGUCUCAAGGCCGUCACCCUCUCCGAGUGCUUGGGCGAGCCUAUCCCCGGUGGACAGUACGACAUCGUUGGCCAGCCUACGCCUAGGGAUAACACCUGGACUUGCUAA
Coprinopsis cinerea okayama7#130 is the source of this 921-nucleotide messenger RNA. Its product is annotated as carbohydrate deacetylase. Lineage: Eukaryota; Fungi; Basidiomycota; Agaricomycetes; Agaricales; Psathyrellaceae. Gene Ontology annotation, cellular component: extracellular region. Gene Ontology annotation, biological process: carbohydrate metabolic process. Bases 1 to 921 code for a protein of 306 amino acids. The record is from RefSeq and is a predicted model, not a curated record. Gene Ontology annotation, molecular function: hydrolase activity, acting on carbon-nitrogen (but not peptide) bonds; cellulose binding. The transcript is spliced from 4 exons.